AUGAGUAACUCCCGAGCUGACAUCGAAGUGAGUAAGACAAUAUCAUAUCUUCUACGUCAUGGUGCCCAAAAAGAGCAUCUUCCAAUGGAUGAGUCUGGGUGGGUGAAGAUGACUGAUUUACUUUCAAAUCGCCAGAUGUCUGGAAUUUCACAAGAAACAAUUUGUCGCAUUGUUGCGACAAAUUCCAAACAACGAUUUACAAUCGAAGGGGAUGGGCAAGAUAUGAAGAUCCGAGCUAAUCAAGGACAUUCCAUUGACGUGAAAGUUGACAUGAAGAAGAUAGAGACCCCCGAGGACUAUCCAAUAGUCAUUCAUGGGACUUAUCUCAAAAACAUUUCAGAAAUCCUCAAAAAAGGACUUCUAAAAAUGGGACGCCUUCAUGUUCAUAUGGCAAAAGCACUUCCUCAACACAUUGGAAAACAAAUGAGUGGGAUGAGAUCAAAUUGUCAACUUGUGAUUUACGUCGACAUCAAAAAAGCGAUGGGGGAUGGUUUGGUGUUUUAUGAAAGUUCAAAUGGUGUUGUUUUGUGCGAAGGACCAAUCGACAAAAAGUACUUCCAGAAAAUUGUGAAAUAUCCGUCUUUGGAAAACUAUCAAUUUAACUAA
Messenger RNA from Entamoeba invadens IP1, 606 nucleotides. Its product is annotated as tRNA 2'-phosphotransferase, putative. Gene Ontology annotation, molecular function: tRNA 2'-phosphotransferase activity. The record is from RefSeq and is a predicted model, not a curated record. NCBI's taxonomy places the organism in Eukaryota, Evosea, Mastigamoebida, Endamoebidae. The transcript has a single exon. Gene Ontology annotation, biological process: tRNA splicing, via endonucleolytic cleavage and ligation. Bases 1 to 606 code for a protein of 201 amino acids.